CACUUUUUAUUGGCCAGUAAUAAUAAUUGUUAAACAAUUAUAAAUUGUUAAUAAAUCAGUUAAUUAAAUUGUAUUAAACACAUUGUGAUUUGUGGUAUACCUAAAUUAUUGUAGACUUUUGUAAAUUUGGACGUGUCAAUGACCCUGGAGCUGACAAAGCCAGCUGUUUAUUUGUUUACAUAAUAGACAAAUGAUUGCAACAAGUGUGUGUGUGGUUGAACAUUAAAUGUGCCAAUGUAAUAAAUUGUAAUUAAUCAAAAACAAUUAUUAUUAUUAAAAUUGGAAGCUAAAAAAAUAAUUAAAUUGAUUUGUCACUUGAGCCAAAAUUAUUUUUGAAUAAAGUGAGUUGAUUUAAAUUUUCGUCAUGAGUCUAGUUGCAUAUGACAGUAGUGCAGAUGAUGUCAGUGAUGAAGAGCAAGACGUUUCAAUACCUGCAUCAUCAUCAACAUUGUUACUGAAUAAAAAUACAAGUUUAUUAGAGAAAAAAAAUAGAGAUCCUGUUAAAAUAACAGUGCCAUCACUUUCAGAUUUCAAAGAUGUAGAUGACGAAAUUGAAUUAAAAAAAAAUAAAAUACAACCAUCACAGAGAGGAACUGGUUUAUUUGCAUUAUUACCACCACCAAAAGGAGCACAAACACUGGCAAAUUUUAUACCUCAUGUAUUAAAAAAACAACAAACAACAACAACAACAGCAGCAAGUACCAACAAGAAAAUUAUUUCAUCAUCAGUCAGUUGUACAAAAAAAGUAACUGAUUCAUUGACAAAAUACAAUACAAAAUACGAUACAAAUUCUGAUGAUGAUGAUGAUAAUGAUGAUGAUAAUCAUCAGAACCAACAAUCAUUCUCAUCAACGAGUAAUCAAAAAAUUGAUUUUUUUUCAUUAAACAAAUCAAUUGCUUUACCAAUUACACCAGAAAUUGAAGCACAAAAUUUAUAUAAACCACCACCAUCACCACCAUCAUCAUCAUCAUCAGUAGUUGUCGAUGAUGAUGAAGUAAUAAAUGAAGCGAAAAAUAAAUCAACUCUUACAAGUAAUGUUGUUAAUCUUUCUAGAGAUGAAAUAAUAAUGAAAAAUAAAACUGAUAUUGGUCCAAAAUUACCAAUACCAGAACAAGAAUAUCAUGUUGAUGAACAAGGUAAUGUUGCAUUUGAUGAAAAAGCCAUUGAAUAUUUAUGUGGUAAACGUGGUGUUAAAAGAAAAGCUCAACUUAUUAAUUCAACAAAUAUCAUUGAUAUUAAUGGUGAAGAUAUUAAACCAGAUGAAAGAGAAUGGAUGGUAAAAGCUUUAACUGAAAAUCCAAUUCAAAGACCAAUUAAAAUUGGAUCUGGUCCUGGUGGACAAUCUAAAAAGAAACAUCAAAUAACAUAUUUAGCACAUCAAGCUAAAGCCAUGGAAGUUGAAUUACAAAAUCAAUGGGCAUCAAAUAGAAUUGCUAAAAAUCAAGCAAAAUCAAAAUAUGGUUUUUAAUUUUAUUAUUAAUUUUAUUUUUUUGUUCAACAACAGCUUUAGCUUGUCUAAUAUCUGGUGGUAAAUUUUGAUAAUAAU
Aphidius gifuensis is the source of this 1546-nucleotide messenger RNA. RefSeq names its product proline-rich protein PRCC-like. Gene Ontology annotation, cellular component: nucleus. Lineage: Eukaryota; Metazoa; Arthropoda; Insecta; Hymenoptera; Braconidae. The transcript is spliced from 5 exons. The coding region runs from base 365 to 1468 and encodes 367 amino acids. The record is from RefSeq and is a predicted model, not a curated record.